CAGCGACCAUCCAGCGACCAUCCAGCGACCAGCCCAGCGAUCAGCCCAGCGAUCUCCCUGGGCCACUCACCCAACGAUCGCCGCAGCAACGCCCGCGCCAUGUCCGCAUCCACAUCCUCAUCCACGAACAAGGGGUUUUACUCGUCCAGCGCCGGAGACACCGAUUUCCGUCGGAAAUGGGACAAGGAUGAGUUUGCCGAAAAGGCUCGGCUUCGAGAACAGGGCGCCCUGGAACGGGACCAAGAGCUGGAGCGCAAGCGCAAGGGCCUGUCGGCAAAGGCGUCGGCCAAGACAGAGCCCGAGGAGGAAAAGGCGCUGCUGAAGGCCCGAGAGGAGCGCAUCGACUUCACCGUCAACCUCAACAAGACUCAGGUGGUGCAGGUGGCCGUCGGCUCGUCCAAGCAGCCGGGAUUCUACUGCGAGGUCUGCGACUGCACCGUCAAGGACAACGUCAGCUAUCUGGACCACAUCAAUGGAAAGAAGCAUCAGCAAAAUCUCGGUAUAUCCAUGAAGGUCGAGCGGUCGACCUUUGAGCAGGUCAAGGCUCGUCUUGAGGCUCUCAAACGCAAGACAGAGGUUGCAUUCGAGGAUCUGGAUACCCGCAUUGAGAAGGCCAAGAAGAUGGACGACGAAGAGAGGCGGUUGAAGAAGGAGCGGAAGCGCGAAAAGAAGCAGGCGGUGCUGAAACAGCAACAGGAUCUGCAAGACAACGACGUUGCGGAGAUGAUGGGCUUUGGUGGCUUUGGAUCGUCAAAAAAGUGAGAUGGGUACCCAAGUUCCAUCUGUUCUCGAACUGUCGCUCCGGAGUUAUCACUUGGAAGUUAUCACUUGGAAGUUGUCUCUGGAGUCGUUUGUCCUUGGCCUUUUGUUUCCCAUGCUCAGGCACUGCUUUGGUCUGGGCCAUCGCUCUGCAUCGGCGACCUGCCAGGCGUUCCUCCGAUGAACUCACCGCUCGGUACCAGGCACAUCGGGCAUAGAUGCGUCCAUGCGCAUGUCUGCGGUCUGACCAGCGCCAAGCCCGGCUCCACAGCCAAGAUCGAGAUCGCCCGUGGUCGCCAAGCAGUCGCCGUUCUUGGCCGGCUUGCGCAGAUGAGUCUUGGCCACGACCCGCAAUACAGAGCCCAACGAUUGUCCGCGGCGAUUGACACUGA
Polychytrium aggregatum is the source of this 1151-nucleotide messenger RNA. RefSeq names its product U4/U6.U5 tri-snRNP component. Gene Ontology annotation, cellular component: nucleus; U4/U6 x U5 tri-snRNP complex; spliceosomal complex. Bases 100 to 762 code for a protein of 220 amino acids. The transcript is spliced from 4 exons. Gene Ontology annotation, molecular function: zinc ion binding; nucleic acid binding. NCBI's taxonomy places the organism in Eukaryota, Fungi, Chytridiomycota, Chytridiomycetes, Polychytriales. Gene Ontology annotation, biological process: mRNA splicing, via spliceosome. The record is from RefSeq and is a predicted model, not a curated record.